Molecule: messenger RNA, 5744 nt
Organism: Sodiomyces alkalinus F11
Lineage: Eukaryota; Fungi; Ascomycota; Sordariomycetes; Glomerellales; Plectosphaerellaceae
Exons: 11
Coding region: 370-5613 (1747 amino acids)
Molecular function (GO): lipid binding
Source: RefSeq, a predicted model, not a curated record
CAACGUGUCACAUCGCAUGCAUAUGUGGCUAGGCGCGGCGCUUCACCGUGCCUCCGGUGCAUGGGUGGUCAGAACUUGAGACUGGCCACCUUCAACCCAGGCAUUUCAGGAGCGGCAUGUACGAAGCAAGCAGUACAUAUAAUCCCUCAAUACCUAGAUAUAACCGCCUGACUGCCCCUCAUUUUCAUGCCCAUUCUCCUAUCAUGUUUUUCCCGCCUUGACUGGCACCAUCGUACGGCUGCUUGUUCUGAACAUAUCACCAUCACCCUCCACGCCUUUCUUGCUUGAGCCCUGGGCCGACACAUUUAACCCCAGCUUCGGACUAGUCUUUCCAGAUUCAAAGGAAGAAUCGAACCGUUCAGGGCUCUUAUGAUCAUGGCUACUACUCAGAGCACCUGUAAGAGACCCAAGUUGUCUCUGACCAUCAAGCCUUCCAGUAGUCCGAAAUCCAGAUCGUCUAGGUCCAUGUCUGCCGUGGACCCCCAGUCUCCCACUGCCUUCAAUACCCUCUCCAAUGUUUAUGUCACCGCCAUCGAGAGGUCUACGCCCGUCACGGCGAUUAAUACCUUCCACCAACAUUCUCAUGACACACAAACCCCACGCAUCCUCUCCUUCCCGCAGACGCCGCUCAGUGCAAACACUACCUCGCCAACCCCUAUGGAGCUCGCGUUCCCUAGCAUCUUGACAUCGACUCCACCGCUAUCGGCAGGACCAACCGAGCCGAGUGACCCGAGUGACCCGCAGAGGUUCACGUUUCCCAAGGCAGAUGUACCGAGACUCUCGCUUGUCACAAACCCGGACCAACCGAAGCCUCGAACGCCGCAACGGAGAGUCACAAUCUCCAGUCCCCUCGCAUCACAAUUCAACCCCCCUUACACACAUCCGCGGUCGCUCCACAGCAUUCUCCGCAACUCACCCUUACCUCCGAGAAGCGUCCGGACACCCAUGUCGCCGCGUCGCCAAUCUUUGCGCUUCCAGCAGAAAACGACCCGUCGCGUAGCGUACCACAGCCCUCUUGAACAGACAAUCAUCACAAACAAAUACACAAAGUCGCACAUCGACCUCCUAAGCGAGGACCCCUCCCCAAACUCCCCUGCCAUCCCCAGCACAUGUCAGGGGGCCGACAUGGUACUGGACCUGACACUCGCCUUUACCGGCGACGAGACCCGGGACGGGGGACAGACUCCGGGUCCGUUCGAAGAGAUGCGGAGACGGAUGGCCGGUCUAGCCGCUACAUCGCCGCUGUCGCCGUCCGCAUCUGGCGGGAUCCGAAAGCGGAAACGCAAGGAGAAGAUGCGCCACUGGGCGUGGACCAUCGGUCGGGACGACGAGGAAGAAGAAGACGAAGAGGGAGUCAGCGGCGCCAUCGCCGCAACCCGGGCGGCGGAGGCCAGGGCAGCAUCCGAGCCGCCCCCUGGUGUGACGCACUUGGUCGAAAUACAAGAUCGGAUGGAGCACAGCGGGGACGAGGAUUCUCUCUACAACUACCCCGUGAUUUCAGCAUACGAUUUAUUUGACCAUGGCGGGGAAAUGGAAUCUGGAGCAAUGAAGCACAAGCGACUGGACUGGUAUUUUGGAAUGCUUUUCAAUACGUCGUCCAUCGCGAGCCAAUCAAUUGAGAAGCGCCUGAAGAAUUGCCCUCUCUCUUGGUCACUGUCCAUGUUCUUGAGAAGGCACACGCGAUGGAAAGCAGCCGUCUAUAGGUCACUACAAGCAGCCAUUGACGCUAUCCGUAAUGUGUUUUCCUUGUCCAACUUCGUGUACAGCCGUAUCGGAUUACCCGGUUGGCAACCUGGCGGUAUUGUGACGCUGCGGCCCCAUGUUAUUGUGGGGUUGCAGUGUCAGACAGCAGCUUGGAAGGAGAUACCUGGUUGUAAAUAUGAAGACGUCGUCACCGACGCUGCGCAAGUUGUUUUCGUCCAUAAUACACAACUCCUCUCUUACUCCGUAGAUGGGUUUCUUGGCUUCGUUGCCAUUGCCAUCGAUAUCGCCAGGAUGUCUGCUCCUAAACACGAGCCGCCCAUUGGCGGCCAACAUUACAGUGGCCAGAAUCGGAUCCCUAACAUCCAGGAGUUCGUCGCUCAGCUUGACAAGGAGAAAGCUGAAAGAGACGCCGACAUAGAAAAAGAUCUGGGCAAUAACCAGAAACAUGCCGAGGCCAGCGACCAUGUCCCGGACCGAAAGAACAAAACUAAAAAUACCAAAACAGUCCGGGACCCGGUUACUGGCAAGGAUGUCGAGAUCGAGGAUGCCCAGACGGAUUUCAAAGAAACCGUCGUCAACCCUCAGAUCUCUGUCCCCAACGAGAACGUAGGAAAGAAGGCUACCGUAGCCACUUCCCCUGAGCAGUCCGGGGACGAAUACCGGCGAGCCCAGGACAUUACUGCUCCGCCAGAUCCCGUGGAACCCGGCAGCACGUCCGACGUGCCCAUUCACAGCGAGAAGACCAACGUUUUGUUCUUCAAGACUCCGAGUGUCAGCUACGAGCCCAUGUUUGCGACCCUUGAGAAGCGUGCCAAUGUAUUAUGUCUCGCCAUCUUCUUCGGCAUCAUUUUCGUCGGUCAGUUGUUUGGUGGAAGCCUCUGGGGUCUCAUCCCGCUGAGCGUGACUGUGGCUUGCGGUGUCUUCCUCUGGGCCAAGGACGUCAUCAGUCAGGGCCGAAAUAUGGAGUGGUCAAGUGAAAAGGAACGCGGGGAAACGGCCACGAUGAACCUGGUACCCGAGUCCGUAGAGUGGCUGAAUACUGCGUUGGGAAUUAUGUGGGGCCUAAUCAACCCCGAGAUGUUUGCCGGCGUCGCGGACAUGCUGGAAGACGUCAUGGUUGCCUCCGUGCCCGGCGUGAUCGAGAAUGUUCGCGUUGCCGAUAUUUCCCAGGGUUCCAACCCGAUCCGGGUCCUCAGCCUUCGUGCUCUUCCCGACUCCCACAUGCAGGAGGUCAAAGAAGAGACUCGUAAGGAAGAAGAAAAGCAUAUGGAUCCAAACGAGCUCGCUGCGAUGGAGCAAGCUGGUUCCUACUACAACCUCGAGGCCUCUGUCGCCUAUCACGCCAAGCCGUCCGGGUCCGACAUCUCUUCCAAAGCCCGCAAUAUGGGCAUGCAGCUCGUCUUCUACCUGGGUGUGAAGGGCCUUCUGGGCAUCCCCUUGCCUGUUUGGGUUGAGCUCCAGGGCCUGGUUGCCACGGUGCGCCUCAGGCUUGAACUUGUUCCCGAGCCACCGUUCCUUAAGACAAUGACUUUUACCCUGAUGGGUGUUCCGAAGGUGCAGGCCGGAUGCACGCCCAUGAUUGAAAAAGGCGUCAACAUCCUCAAGUUACCCAUCAUCUCGAACUUUGUGAACUGGGCCAUUAGAACUGCCGCUUCGAUGUACGUCGCUCCCAAAAGUAUGACUCUGGACAUGGGCAAGAUGCUCGUAGGAGACGAUAUCCAGAAGGACACCCAGGCGCUUGGUAUCAUCUUCGUUCGGAUUCACCGUGCCGCUGGCCUAAGCAAGCAAGACCGACGUGGCAGCGAAGCUGGAGGCUCGGAUCCAUACAUCACUGUGGCUUGGAGCAAGUUUGCAAAGCCCCAGUUUUGCACCCGCGUUAUCCAGGAUGACCUCAAUCCAAUUUUCGAAGAGAGCUGUGGCCUCCUGGUCACCGCCGACCUGAUUAGGGCUGACGAACAACUCGCUGUUGAGCUUUGGGAUAGCGAUAGGUCUUCCGCCGACGACGUAGUCGGAAAGGUCGAGUUGAGCAUACAAAAGCUCAUUCAACAUCCCGGAAAGAUGUUCCCGCAGGUUUCUAAUCUGCGUGGGGUCAAGGCCGAGAGCGAGAUGCCCGGCGAGCUGAUCUGGGAAGUGGGCUUCUUCGGCAAGACUCAGUUCCGCAGGGCUCUCCGGGCCGACGGCCAAAAUGAGAGUCUUCCAAAGGAGCUUAGGGAUAAGAGAGAACUGCAGGAGGACCACGGCGUCAUUGCUACGGCCGAAGAGGAUGCUGUCAUUCACACACCUCCCGAUCCUCUCUGGCCUUCCGGAAUUCUCAGCAUUGUAGUUCACCAGAUUGUCGGUCUUGAACUGGCUAAUGUCCGCGGAUCCAACGGCAAUCGCAAAGGUCGCGAGUACGAGCCUGCUCGGCCCGAGGCUGGUGAGGUGAAAGAAGAGUCGAGCAAGACGCUUCCCAGCUCGUACUGUACCAUCCUAAUGAAUGACGAACUCGUCUACAAGACGCGAACGAAGGCUGUGUCAUCCCAUCCCAUCUUCAACGCUGGCACAGAGCGCUUUGUGCGCGACUGGAGAAACUGCAUCGUCACUGUCACUGUGCGAGACUCGCGCAAUCGCCAGCACGAUCCCAUCAUUGGUCUUGUGCCGUUGAAAGUCUCCGACAUCCUCCAGACGGGCAGCGAGGCUACCCGGUGGUAUCCCCUUGAUGGAGGCAUCGGCUUCGGCCGAAUCCGUGUAUCCUUGUUAUUCCGGUCUGUGGAACUGAGGCUCCCGCCUUCGCAGCUGGGCUGGGAUGUGGGUACUUUCGAGUUCCUGGGCGACACCAUCACCUCGUCGGGGUACGGGCAUCACAAGACGAAGGUGCGCCUCCGUACAGGAGGAAGUUCUGCCAGCAUCAAACGGGACGCGUGCACGAAAGAACCCGACAAGGAUGGUCUCGUCUGGGACCUAAGUGGACAUAGCAAACACGACAGGAUUCGCCUGCCAGUCCGCUUUCGGUACCGCUCACCCAUCUUCUUCGAGUUUUACCCGGCAGGCAGGCGAAAGCCUAACGCGUUUGCUUCCCUCUGGCUUCAGGACCUGGUGGAUUUGGAAGAGCACGAUUUCGACAUACCGAUCUGGAAGUGCGAUAACCCUACCCGUCUAUCCCAGAAUUAUGUGACGGAAGAAACGUGCAAAAAUCUUCCGGCCCUGAAGGUGGAGGAGAUUGGUCGCCUGAGGUUCCGAGGUCGGUUCUCCACGGGCACUGAUCGGGAUCACAUCAGGUUCGUGUCAGACAACAACUCCAGGGAGACAAUCGAGACAUGGGAGGCGUGCUUUGCCGAAGGGGUGCGGCAGGAGGAGGUCCAGACGGAAGUUGCCCCGUCGACGCAGAAAUUGCACGAGGCGUCUCUCACCCAGGGACGAGAUGUGCUUGCUCAGGCAGAUCCGAAAGAAAAGGAGAAGUGGCUGGCAAAGGACGGUACAGAUUGGACAGGGGCAUUUGGAAAGGACCCCGUGUCUCUCCUCAGUGGCGAUCCCGUUGACCUCAAUGAUACGGAGCGUCAUGACGAUGAGGGCGAGAUGCACGAGGAGGAUAGUGCAAGCGAUGUCGACCUGGGAAUUUCUGACGCUGACACUGCAUCACAGCGCGAUUCAACGGCAGGUGAAGACGGGGAGCAGAACCGCCCGUCCACCAGCAGCGGUGCAGAGAGUCAGUCCCAGGCGGGAAAACCCAACAGCAAUAGCCCUGUGCAGGCGUAUAAGGAUUACAAGGACCGUAGCCGAGACCUGCAUCGGAAGCAUAGAGGGCUCAUGCAAUGGCGACCCAUGCGAAAUGUCCAGUUCGCGAAAAAUGAGGCUCUCUUUGGGAUGCGCAAGGUCAAGAAGAUUGGAGCUCUCGAUGGACGGAAGCCGGAUGUUGAGACGGAAGUUUGAAGAGUGUUCUUGUAGCUUAAUAGUUCGAUGUUGUAAUUCUAGGCAAUGAAUGUAACGAGAGAAGUUCAACAUUUUAAUGCCCAAAAACAGUAUUUGAGAGGUAGUCGUCAAAACACUUGAUUGCAUCGGCG